Molecule: messenger RNA, 2358 nt
Organism: Sipha flava (yellow sugarcane aphid)
Lineage: Eukaryota; Metazoa; Arthropoda; Insecta; Hemiptera; Aphididae
Gene: SdhA
Product: succinate dehydrogenase [ubiquinone] flavoprotein subunit, mitochondrial
Exons: 12
Coding region: 153-2126 (657 amino acids)
Biological process (GO): mitochondrial electron transport, succinate to ubiquinone; tricarboxylic acid cycle
Molecular function (GO): flavin adenine dinucleotide binding; electron transfer activity; succinate dehydrogenase (quinone) activity
Source: RefSeq, a predicted model, not a curated record
UUCGUGUUAAGCUGUUUUGCAGCUGAUUAUAAAAUAGUUAAAUUUUAAGAGUAGUUCUCAGUUAUUGACAUUUGACUUUUUCGUUUCCUAUUACCUUAAGGUUGUGGAGUUAAAUCUAUUUGAGAAUCAUUUGACUACUGUGAACAAAUAAAAUGGCUGGUAUAUUAAAGGUUAUCAAUCCUACAUCACGAAGUACUUAUUCAAAAUUUAAUAAUUGGAGCCGUCCAUUAAUUGGCACAAGUAAUUUACAACAUUAUUCCUCGAAACCAUCGACUUCAGCUGGAACAAGUGCAUAUUCAGUUAUAGACCACGAGUAUGAUGCUGUUGUAGUUGGUGCUGGAGGAGCUGGUCUUCGUGCUGCUUUUGGCUUAGUACAAGAAGGUUUUAAAACAGCUGUUAUAACUAAACUUUUUCCUACAAGAUCCCAUACGGUUGCUGCACAAGGUGGAAUAAAUGCAGCUUUGGGAAAUAUGGAAGAUGAUGAUUGGCGAUGGCAUAUGUUUGAUACUGUCAAAGGUUCGGAUUGGUUAGGUGAUCAAGAUGCAAUACAUUAUUUAACUAGAGAAGCCCCAGCAGCUGUCAUUGAGUUAGAAAAUUAUGGUAUGCCUUUCAGUCGUACCGAUGAAGGCAAAAUAUAUCAACGUGCAUUUGGUGGCCAAAGCUUAAAAUUUGGAAAAGGUGGUCAGGCUCAUCGUACUUGUUGUGUAGCUGAUAGAACGGGUCAUUCACUUUUACAUACUUUGUAUGGAUACUCUUUAAAAUUUAAUUGCAAUUAUUUUGUGGAAUAUUUUGCUUUGGAUCUUAUUAUGGAUAAAGGAGAAUGUGUUGGAGUUAUUGCCUUAUGUUUAGAAGAUGGUACUAUUCAUCGUUUUAGAGCUAAAAAUACUGUUUUAGCUACUGGUGGUUAUGCAAGAGCCUAUUUCUCAUGUACAGCUGCUCAUACAUGUACAGGCGAUGGUCAAGCUUUAGCUUCUAGAGCUGGCAUUCCAAUGCAAGAUAUGGAAUUUGUACAAUUCCACCCUACUGGUAUCUAUGGUGCUGGUUGUUUAAUGACCGAAGGCUGUCGUGGUGAAGGAGGAUAUUUAAUCAAUGGAUUAGGUGAAAGAUUCAUGGAAAAGUAUGCUCCUAAUGCUAAAGAGCUAGCCUCAAGAGAUGUUGUAUCUCGUUCAAUGACUGUUGAAAUUAUGGAAGGAAGAGGAUGUGGUCCUGAAAAAGAUCAUGUUUAUCUCCAAUUGCAUCACUUACCAGCAGAACAAUUACAUGCUAGAUUACCUGGUAUUUCAGAAACAGCUUUGAUAUUUGCUGGAGUUGAUGUUACCAAAGAGCCUAUACCAGUAUUGCCUACUGUUCAUUAUAAUAUGGGUGGAAUACCUACCAACUAUAGAGGACAGGUAAUUAAUCCUCAGAAUGGAGAAGAUAAAGUAGUACCUGGAUUGUAUGCAUGCGGUGAAGCAGCAUGUACAUCUGUUCAUGGAGCUAAUCGUUUGGGAGCUAAUUCAUUACUUGAGUUAGUGGUAUUUGGACGCUCUUGUGCUUUAGAUAUUGCUAAAUAUAACAAACCUGGGGAUAAAAUACCAACAAUUUGUGAAAAUGCUGGAGAAGAAUCAAUUGCCAAUAUUGACAAAUUACGUUUUAGUAAUGGAACAGUACCUACUGCAGAUUUGCGUUUGGAUAUGCAAAAAAAUAUGCAACUUUAUGCUGCUGUAUUUAGAACUGGGAGUACUUUAGAUGAAGGUCGUAAAAAGAUGCAAGCCAUUUAUUCAAAACUCAAGGAUAUUAAAAUUAAUGAUAGAUCUAUGGUUUGGAAUUCAGAUUUAGUGGAGUCCUUAGAAUUACAAAACUUAUUAAUUACUGCACAACAAACUAUUGUAUCUGCUGCUGAACGAAAAGAAUCUAGGGGAGCACAUGCCCGAGAUGAUUUCAAAGACCGUGUUGAUGAAUUUGACUAUAAAAAGCCAUUGGAAGGCCAAACCAAGAUACCAAUUGAAAAGCACUGGAGGAAACAUACACUUGCUCACAUCAAUCCUAAUUCUGGAGAAAUUACAUUAACAUAUAGGCCUGUUAUUGACCAUACUCUGGAUGACAAAGAAGUAGAAUCAGUACCACCUAUGAUUCGAUCUUAUUAAAUUUUACAAAUUAACUAUUGCUCGUAUCUUUAGUUUGCCCACUUCAAUAAAAUCACAUAUUAGCUCAAAUGUUAUUGGCAUUUAAUAAAUCUAUAAAGAAAAGCAAAAAUAAGUUAAUCGAUUAAGCAUCAUAUUGAUUUUAAAAUGCAAGCCAUGUCUUAUGAGCAGAAAAUUCAAAGGAAAGUAUUAUUAGUAAUUAUAAUAGUAAAAAUAAAUUAUUUAAAAUUUGUUA